Olea europaea var. sylvestris is the source of this 2694-nucleotide messenger RNA. RefSeq names its product BEL1-like homeodomain protein 7. NCBI's taxonomy places the organism in Eukaryota, Viridiplantae, Streptophyta, Magnoliopsida, Lamiales, Oleaceae. Bases 759 to 2492 code for a protein of 577 amino acids. Gene Ontology annotation, biological process: regulation of transcription by RNA polymerase II. The transcript has 6 exons. The record is from RefSeq and is a predicted model, not a curated record. Gene Ontology annotation, molecular function: DNA-binding transcription factor activity, RNA polymerase II-specific; RNA polymerase II cis-regulatory region sequence-specific DNA binding.
AGAGGGGUACUCCAUAACCAAACAUCAUCAACAGCAAAGAAUUAACCAACAAGAAUAAUUCAAUAGCAACAACCAAAGAUAGAGAUGCUAAUAUUAAACCCCAUAUUCUAAGAGCAAAUAGAAAAGGAUAUACAAAGAGAAAGUGACCAUUUAAUUUGUGCAAUUUUUAAAGGUUUCAAAAGAAGAAGAGAGAGAGGCUUUUUUGGAGCUUUCAUGAAGAUAUUAUAGAGAGAGAGAGAGUGGAAACAAGAAAGAAAGAGACUGUGUUCAUUGUGUAUGUGAGUAUCACGUAUGUGAGUAUCACGUGUGAAUAGAUAUAUGAAAAUAAGAAAAAAGGAGAACAAGUUAAAGCGAUGCAUGAUUUUCUUGUACUUUUGAACUUUUUAACUUUGAUCAAGUGAACAAAACAGGAAAAAAGUUGAUUUUCUCUUUUGGGUUUUUGAAGUUUGCUUCUUUCUCUCAUUUCUUGGUCUGAGUGUAUGUGUGUGAAAGAGAAAGGGAGAGAACUGAAAGAAAAGUUCAUUUUCUCUUAUGGGUUUCUGAGUUCUUAUCCUCUUUCUUAAUUAGUGUGUGAGAGAGAAAGUUUGGAGUGUGGGGAUUACGAUUGGCACAACUGCUUUCAAGGAAGAAUUGAUUUCGCGUUCUUCACAACACAGACAACUCUUGCUGGUUUUCAGGAUUGUCCAAGGCAUACGCGUAGAUUUAUUUUCUCAUCUCAAAUUGAUCUGCAGAAGGAAAGGUUUCAUAAACAGAAAAAAAUGGCAACAAAUUAUCCCAAUUCAAACAAUCAGAGAGAUACUGCCACUGUCCUCUAUCCAAGAGACUCUUUACCCAAUUCUUAUUCAGAAGCACAACUUCCAGGACAAAUGACAAUGUACAUGAAUUUCUCAUCUUCAUCAGAAUCAUAUCCAAAUCCGAACAGAGAAUUUUUGUCGAAUCUUGAUGAGUCGAGAAUUGCGCAGCAUGAUUUCGAGGCGUGGAGAGACGAAGGUCGAAAUCAGACUGUACUAAUGAACUCGGUGGAUGGAUCUUCAGGAUUAUCCCUUAGUUUCGGUACAAAUGUACCAUCAGGAAUGCAGAUUUCUUCAUUCCAAUAUCAGAAUCAUAAUCCCAUUUUCUUGAACUCGAAUGAGGAUAUGAUUAUUCCAGGAAGCAGUUCAGAUGGGAAGUCUAGAGCUGUUCUUAAUCCAAAGUACUUGAAAGUAGUUCAAGAAUUACUUGAUGAAAUUGUUCAUGUCAAAAAAGGUGUAAAUAAGCAAAAUUCUAAAAAGGAUUUAUCAAGAAGUUCUAAAGAAAGUGACAGUGAAACUGGAAAUGGAAAUUCAGAAAAUUUCCAGGGUGAUGUUUCAGCAGCUGAGAAGCAAGAUUUGCAAAAUAAAUUCAGCAAGCUCUUGUCAAUGUUGGAUGAGGUUGACAGAAGGUACAGACAGUAUUACCAUCAAAUGCAAAUAGUGACGUCUUCUUUUGACAUGAUAGCAGGCUCUGGUGCAGCCAAACCAUACACAUCCCUUGCCCUCCACACAAUUUCACGCCAUUUUCGUUGCUUGCGCGACGCCAUAAAUGCCCAGAUUCAGGCUGCACAGAAAAGCCUCGGCGAGCAAGAUUCUUUAUCGAAUGGUAAAGGGAUUGGAUUAACUCGACUCCGUUAUGUGGAUCAGAAACUAAGACAACAGAGAGCCAUUCAGCAACUUGGUAUGAUGCAACAUGGCUGGCGGCCACAACGCGGACUUCCCGAAAACUCGGUUUCUAUUCUGCGUGCUUGGCUCUUCGAGCACUUCCUUCAUCCCUACCCAAAAGAUUCGGACAAGAUCAUGCUAGCCAGACAGACUGGUUUAUCAAGGAGUCAGGUCUCAAACUGGUUCAUAAAUGCAAGAGUUAGGCUGUGGAAGCCCAUGGUUGAAGAGAUGUACAAAGAAGAGAUUGGUGAUGCAGAAAUGGACUCUAUUUCUUCAUAUGAGAAUGCACCAAAAGCUAUGAAAAGUGAUGCAAGAGAAGAAGAUUUGCAACAGAAUGCAACUUCUCCAGGAACUGAAUGCUGUAGCCCCAGGAAUCUCCCUGACUUAGAAAUGGUAGAGUUGGAAACCAAUCAGAUUUUCCAGAAUUCGACUUGUGUGGAACCUGAGAAUGAAUACGGGUCAGAGAGAACAACUCGAGAUCUGAGGACUUCCGUGGAUGACGCUAGUCCUUUUCCAGAUACAAUAUUGCAUUCAAAUUGUGAAACUGAUAGAUUUACAGAAGCAGAAGCUGCUACAUACCAUAUGUCAAAAAUGGAAAGAUUUGGAAGUGGAAAUGAGGUAUCACUUACAUUAGGAUUGCGGCAUUUUGAGGCCAGUAGUGUACCAAUGUCUGAUGACACUCAACAUGGUUAUUUCACUGUUAGAGGCAAUAAUGUAAACAAUGGGGAGACUUCGUCUACUGGGACCCACACACGGUCGGGAAAUGGGCAGCAUCAUUUUGCCACCUCCAGUCUUUUGCAUGAUUUUGUAGCAUGAAUACAUGCUGCUAGUGAAGGGGAGAGAGACAGCAGAAGCUCUAGUUUCUUGAAUUUGAAAAUUCGUGAAAUAUUGUUGUAACAUAGCAAAAGGUUGCAUAUUUGUAAAGAAACAUAUUUUCAUCCAGGAUGUAUACAAAUUUGUGACAUGAAUUCUUGGAUGUAAGGUGAAAGCAAGAUCUCUUUCAUGUUAAAUUUCUCAA